AUGGAUGUUCUCGCUCCUCUGGUCGUCGGCCAAAUUGCCCGCAUCUCCUGCUACGUAGUUGGGAUUGCCUUUAUUUCGGUGGCUCUGAACGUGUUCAAUCAGCUAUUCCUAUACAACCGCAAUGAACCUCCGGUUGUCUUCCACUGGUUUCCCCUUGUGGGAAGUACCAUUCCCUAUGGCAUGGAUCCUUAUAAGUUUUUCUUCUCCUGUCGUGAAAAGUACGGUGAAAUCUUCACCUUCAUACUCCUGGGGAAGAAGACUACUGUGUAUCUCGGAACCGAAGGCAAUGAGUUCAUCCUGAACGGAAAAUUGAAGGAUGUCAAUGCCGAGGAGGUCUAUGGCAAGUUGACUACACCUGUCUUCGGCACCGACGUUGUAUAUGAUUGCCCCAACUCCAAGCUGAUGGAGCAGAAGAAGUUCAUCAAAUUUGGACUCAGCCAAGCCGCCCUCGAAUCCUACGUCCCUCUGAUCGAAGAAGAAGUCAACCAAUACAUCAAGACCUCCGGCAAAUUCAAAGGAAAAACAGGUAUUAUCGACCUGAGCGCCGCGAUGGCCGAAAUCACCAUCUUCACAGCCGGCCGUACCUUGCAAGGAGACGAAGUCCGCACCAAGUUGACUGCCGAGUUCGCCAGUCUUUACCACGACCUAGACCUAGGCUUCAACCCGAUCAACUUCAUGCUCCCCUGGGCCCCUCUCCCUCACAACCGCAAGCGAGACUUCGCCCAUGCCCGCAUGCGCGAAAUCUAUCUCGAAAUCAUCCAAGCCCGCCGAGAUUCCACUACAUCCGAGGAAGACCAAUCCCAAGAUAUGAUCUGGAACUUAAUGCGCAGCGUCUACCGCGACGGCACCCCAAUCCCAGACAAGGAAAUAGCCCAUAUGAUGAUCACCCUCCUCAUGGCCGGUCAGCACCAGUCAUCAUCAAUCAGUUGCUGGAUCUUCCUUCGACUAGCUUCGCAGCCUGAAAUGACAGAAAAGCUAUACAAUGAACAGGUCAUUGCCUUUGGUUCCGAGCUCCCUGCACUGAGCUACAAGGAUAUGGACAAACUCCCCCUCCACCAGAACGUCAUCAAGGAGACCUUGCGUAUCCACAACUCCAUCCACACCCUCAUGCGUAAGGUCAAGAAUCCCCUCCCAGUCCCCGGAACCAGAUACGUCGUGCCUACUAGCCACACCCUUCUCGCCUCACCUGGCGUCACAACCCGCGAUGACAAACACUUUCGUAACGCAAUGACCUGGGAUCCGCACCGAUGGGAAUCGCGCGUUGAGGCCGAAGAUGAUGGGGAGACUAUUGACUACGGAUACGGCGUUGUGUCGAAGGGUACUAAAAGCCCUUAUCUUCCUUUCGGUGCUGGUCGCCAUAGGUGCAUUGGGGAAAAAUUUGCGUAUCUGAAUCUGACUGUUAUUGUUGCCACUAUGGUGCGUAACUUUCGCUUUUAUAACCCCGAGGAUAGAGAGGGUGUUCCUGAGACGGACUAUUCGUCCCUCUUUUCUCAGCCGAUGCAGCCAUCGACCGUUCGUUGGGAGCGUCGUGGGGAAUAA
Messenger RNA from Penicillium cosmopolitanum, 1539 nucleotides. RefSeq names its product cytochrome P450. Gene Ontology annotation, molecular function: heme binding; oxidoreductase activity, acting on paired donors, with incorporation or reduction of molecular oxygen; monooxygenase activity. Gene Ontology annotation, biological process: ergosterol biosynthetic process. Lineage: Eukaryota; Fungi; Ascomycota; Eurotiomycetes; Eurotiales; Aspergillaceae. The record is from RefSeq and is a predicted model, not a curated record. The transcript has 4 exons. Bases 1 to 1539 code for a protein of 512 amino acids.